CCUCCAUCUCCUCCCUCCGUUCCCCAGUGUCACAUCCCCUAUACGGAGGGUCAACAGGCAGGUAUCCACUGUUUCUGGGAGCCAGGACAGGACCCACAGAUCCCCACCUCCUACAGACUGUGCUGGAACUCUACGGAGGGGUAAACACAUGUCUACUAUAGUCUGUAUACAUCCCAUCUUAAUAGAAUAUAUACAGGACAUCCUAUAAUCACAUUCACAAAUGACACAGACAUAGGCUAUCAUAAAUAAUAAUAACAUAAUAAUAUGCCAUUUAGCAGACGCUUUUAUCCAAAGCGACUUACAGUCAUGCGUGCAUAAAUGUUUGUGUAUGGGUGGUCCCGGGGUUCGAACCCACUACCUUGGCGUUACAAGCGCCGUGCUCUACCAGCUGAGCUACAGAGGACCACAGCUGAGCUACAGAGGACCAUAAACUAUCAUACAGUGGGGGAAAAAAAUAUUUAGUCAGCCACAAAUUGUGCAAGUUCUCCCACUUAAAAAGAUGAGAGAGGCCUGUAAUUGUCAUCAUAGGUACACGUCAACUAUGACAGACAAAUUGAGAAAGAAAAAUCCAGAAAAUCACAUUGUAGGAUUUUUUAUGAAUUUAUUUGCAAAUUAUGGUGGAAAAUAAGUAUUUGGUCACUUACAAACAAGCAAGAUUUCUGGCUCUCACAGACCUGUAACUUCUUCUUUAAGAGGCUCCUCUGUCCUCCACUCGUUACCUGUAUUAAUGGCACCUGUUUGAACUUGUUAUCAGUAUAAAAGACACCUGUCCACAACCUCAAACAGUCACACUCCAAACUCCACUAUGGCCAAGACCAAAGAGCUGUCAAAGGACACCAGAAACAAAAUUGUAGACCUGCACCAGGCUGGGAAGACUGAAUCUGCAAUAGGUAAGCAGCUUGGUUUGAAGAAAUCAACUGUGGAAGCAAUUAUUAGGAAAUGGAAGACAUACAAGACCACUGAUAAUCUCCCUCGAUCUGGGGCUCCACGCAAGAUCUCACCCCGUGGGGUCAAGAUGAUCACAAGAACGGUGAGCAAAAAUCCCAGAACCACACGGGGGGACCUAGUGAAUGACCUGCAGAGAGCUGGGACCAAAGUAACAAAGCCUACCAUCAGUAGGGGCGGCAGGUAGCUUAGUGGUUAAGAGCGUUGUGCCAGUAACCGAAAGGUCGCUGGUUCUAAUCCCCAAGCCAACUAGGUGAAAAAUCUGUCGAUGUGCCCUUUAGCAAGGCACUUAACCCUAAUUGCUCCUGUAAGUCGCUCUGGAUAAGAGCGUCUGCUAAAUGACGUAAAUGUAAAUGUAAUCAGUAACACACUAUGCCGCCAGGGACUCAAAUCCUGCAGUGCCAGACGUGUCCCCCUGCUUAAGCCAGUACAUGUCCAGGCCCGUCUGAAGUUUGCUAGAGUGCAUUUGGAUGAUCCAGAAGAGGAUUGGGAGAAUGUCAUAUGGUCAGAUGAAACCAAAAUAUAACUUUUUGGUAAAAACUCAACUCGUCGUGUUUGGAGGACAAAGAAUGCUGAGUUGCAUCCAAAGAACACCAUACCUACUGUGGAGCAUGGGGGUGGAAACAUCAUGCUUUGGGGCUGUUUUUCUGCAAAGGGACCAGGACGACUGAUCCGUGUAAAGGAAAGAAUGAAUGGGGCCAUGUAUCGUGAGAUUUUGAGUGAAAACCUCCUUCCAUCAGCAAGGGCAUUGAAGAUGAAACGUGGCUGGGUCUUUCAGCAUGACAAUGAUCCCAAACACACCGCCCGGGCAACGAAGGAGAGGCUUCGUAAGAAGCAUUUCAAGGUCCUGGAGUGGCCUAGCCAGUCUCCAGAUCUCAACCCCAUAGAAAAUCUUUGGAGGGAGUUGAAAGUCCGUGUUGCCCAGCGACAGCCCCAAAACAUCACUGCUCUAGAGGAGAUCUGCAUGGAGGAAUGGGCCAAAAUACCAGCAACAGUGUGUGAAAACCUUGUGAAGACUUACAGAAAACGUUUGACCUGUGUCAUUGCCAACAAAGGGUAUAUAACAAAGUAUUGAGAAACGUUUGUUAUUGGCCAAAUACUUAUUUUCCACCAUAAUUUGCAAAUAAAUUCAUUAAAAAUCUGAAUUAUUUUCCUCAUUUUGUCUGUCAUAGUUUACGUGUAUCUAUGAUGAAAAUUACAGGCCUCUCUCAUCUUUUUAAGUGGGAGAACUUGCACAAUUGGUGGCUGACUAAAUAUUUUUUUCCCCCCACUGUAUACUGUUCCUACACAGAUGCAAGAAUAGCUGUUUAUUUGCUGUGUUUGGAAACCUGCGGUGACUCGUGGUGUUUAGAAACCGAUGGAUUAAUGCUGUGUUUGUAACCAAGUGGGAAGUGGGAAUUUACCACCAUAGCGUUAGAUGGAGGACUCUAGAUGGAUAAAACCCAUUUGGCAUGGACAUUGUCAUUGAGGGAUUCACCAUUUUAAAGUAGUCAACUGGGUGGGACUUCCUAUGGGUGAAAGAAGGAUCACAUGAUUCCAUCCGGGUCAUCAGGAGGGAUCAGCCAAUGAAUUAUACUUGUGAGUAAGCAUUACAAUACUGUAGGUGGUAGUAAAUCGCCAUCCUUGGCUUUAUACCUGUUAAAACAACACACUCUAGAUGGCAGUACGCACCCUUUCAGUUUGUUUACCAACUCAUAGAAGUAGUAGAAGAAGAAAAUGGACUACUUCAAAAUGGAGAUGGCUCAAUGGCGCUGCCCGUGCCAGGGCCGGGCUUAUGUGCCCUAACGUACCUCCUUGUCGGUCCAAAUAAAAUAUUGAAAUAGUGAUCAUUUAUUUGACACAGAGGCGCACCGACAGAAAGACGUAUCAAUCUCAGAUAAAGCAUCCAAGCGAGCGAAACAGACAAGUUUCCCACUAGUAAUUACCAGUUGGAGGGCCGUUCAAAUUAUAAUUUUUUCCCAGUCAUGUGUGGUAAACACAGAGAAUGAUAGAGAUAUCAUCUUUGUAUCUGUCCCAUUAUGGCAUAUGUAAGAGCACAGGCAGCGCCAUUGAGACCAUCUCCAUUUUGAAGUAGUCUGUUUUCUUUUUCUACUACUUCUAUGAGUUGGCAAACAAACUGAAAGGGUGCAUACUGCGUUGUUUGUGUUGUUCGAAGAGGUUUAAAGCCGAGGUGUGUGUCUCUUUGUUAACAACAGCUUGUGUGCAUUCUCUAAUAUUAAGGAAGUCUCAAGGUUCUGCUCGCCUGAGUUAUAAUACCUCAUGAUAAGCUGUAGACCAUACUAUUUACCAAGAGAGUUUUCAUCAAUAUUUUUGUAGCUGUUUAUUUACCACCACAAACCGAUGCUGGCACUAAGACCGCACACAACGAGCUGUAUAGCGCCAUAAACAAACAAGAAAAUGCUCAUCCAGAGGCGGCGCUCCUAGUGGCCGGUGAUUAUAAUGCAGGGAAACUGACAUCUGUCUUACCUAAUUUCUACCAGCAUGUCACCUGUGCAACUACAGACGACAAAACUCUAGAUCACCUUUACUCCACACAAGUAUCUUCACUGACAUUUUCAAGUGCUCCCUGAGCCAGUCUGUAAUACCUACUUGUUUCAAGCAGACCACCAUAGUCCCUGUGCCCAAGAACACCAAGGUAACCAACAUCCCAGACACACUGGACCCACUUCAAUUCGCAUACCGCCCCAACAGAUCCACAGAUGUCGCAUUCUCUAUUGCUCUCCACACACUGCCCUCUCCCACCUGGACAAGAGGAACACCUAUGUGAGAAUGCUGUUCAUUGACUACAGCUCAGCGUUCAACACCAUGGUGCCCUCCAAGCUCAUCACUAAGCUAAGGACCCUGGCACUGAACACCUCCCUCUGCAACUGUAUCCUGUGCUUCCUGACGGGCCACCCCCAGGUGGUGAGGGUAGGCAACAACAUAUCCCCCACAAUGACCCUAAACACGGGGGCUCCUCAGGGGUGCAUGCUUAGUCCCCUCCUGUACUCCCUGUUCACCCGCGACUGCAUGGUCGCGCAUGACUCCAACACCAUCAUUAAGUUUGCUGACGACACGACGGUGGUAGGCAUGAUCAGCGAUGUAGGCCUAUAGGGAGGAGGUCAGAGACAUGGCAGUGUGGUGCCAGGACAACAACCUCUCCCUCAAAAGUCAGCAAGACAAAGGAGCUGAUCGUUGACUACAGGAAACAGAAGGCAAAGCACGCCCUCAUUCACAUCGACAGGGCUGUAGUGGAGUGGGUCGAGAGCUUCAAGUUCCUCGAUGUCCACAUCACUAAGGAUCUAUCAUGGUCCACACACACCAACACAGCUUCUACCCCCAAGCCAUAAGACUGCGAAAUAGUUAGUUUAAUAGCUACCCGGACAAUCUGCAUUGACCAUAUUUGCACUAACUUCUUUGACUCGUCACAGAAACGCUGCUGCUACUGUCUAUUAUCUAUUCUGUUGCCUAGUCACUUCAUUCCUAGUUAUAUGUACAUAUCUACCUCAAUGACCUUGUACCCCUGCACAUCGACCCAGUACUGGUACCCCGUGUAUAUAGCCAAGUUAUUGUUACUCAUUGUAUAUUUAUUAUUACUUUCGUUAUUACCUGUUAUUACUUUUCUAUUAUUUAUCUAUUUUCUUUCUCUCUGCAUUGUUGGGAAGGGCCCAUAAGUAAGAAUUUCACUGUUAGUCUACACAUGUUUAGGAAGCAUGUGACGAAUACAUCUUUAUUUAAUUUGGAAUGUUUGUUCACGAGUAUAAUUAAUUGUCUGAUCCCUCUUGAUGACCCGAAUGGAAUCAUGUGAUCCUUCCAUCACCCAUAAGAAGUCCCAACCAGUUGACUACUUUAAAAUGGUGGAAGCCCUCAAUGGCAAUGUCCAUGCUAAAAUGGGUUUUAUGCAUCUACAGUUCUCUAUCCAACCCUAUGGCGGUAAAUUCCCACUUCCCACUUGGUUACAAAUGCAGCAUAAGAGGCGAGCUCUUAUGCUGCGUUCGUAACCAAGUGGGAAUUUGGCUUUCUUUUCCGCGGUGGUGGGGUAAUGCGCAUUCACAAUGUUAACCUGCAGCUAAAGCUGGCACAAUUACUGUAUAACCGUGUAACCGACGGUUAUGGAUGAAAACCGUCAUGAAAAUAAAAUAACUGUCAUAACCGUGGUGUGGAAUGAACAGCUGACUGAAGGUGGGACGGCUGGGCAUUCUUGUGGUUGAGUCCGUUUCUGCGGUAACAUGGACUCUUAACAACGUGAUAAAACUUUGUUGCUCUUUGCUGAAACAAGCAAGGUGUUGUAGCAAACAAGUCUCCGGUUGCCUAGGCAAAACCUCUCUCCCUGCAGCAGCAGCACACAUAGAAAUACUGUAGAAUGAAUAAAACAGGCUUAGAACCUCUGACCCUGGCAAUUUGACUGGUAAACUCAUGAGUACACUCGCAAUGGCUGCUUUCUAUUGUGACGCAAUAAUUUCCAUGGUAAUGUACAGUUGAAGUCGGAAGUUUACAUCCACUUAGGUUGGAGUCAUUAAAACUCGUUUUUCAACCACUCCACACAUUUCUUGUUAACAAACUAUAGUUUUGGCAAGUGGGUUAGGACAUCUACUUUGUGCAUGACACAAGUAAUUUUUCCAACAAUUGUUUACAGACAGAUUAUUUCACUUAUAAUUCACUGUAUCACAAUUCCAGUGGGUCAGAAGUUUACAUACACUAAGUUGACUGUGCCUUUAAACAACUUGGAAAAUUCCAGAAAAUGAUGGCAUGGCUUUAGAAGCUUCUGAUAGGCUAAUUGACAUCAUUUGAGUCAAUUGGAGGUGUACCUGUGGAUGUAUUUCAAACUCAGUGCCUCUUUGCUUGACAUCAUGGGAAAAUCAAAAGAGAUCAGCCAAGACUUCAGAAAAAGAUUGUAGACCUCCACAAGUCUGGUUCAUCCUUGGGAGCAAUUUCCAAACGCCUGAAGGUACCACGUUCAUCUGUACAAACAAUAGUACGCAAGUAUAAACACCAUGGGACCACGCAGCCUUCAUCCACUCAGGAAGGAGACGCGUUCUGUCUCCUAGAGAUGAACAUACUUUGGUGAGAAAAGUGUGAAUCAAUCCCAGAACAACAGCAAAGGACCUUGUGAAGAUGCUGGAGGAAAUGGGUACAAAAGUAUCUAUAUCCACAGUAAAACGAGUCCUAUAUCGACAUAACCUGAAAGGCCGCUCAGCAAGGAAGAAGCCACUGCUCCAAAACCACCAUAAAAAAGCCAGACUACGGUUUGCAACUGCACAUGGGGACAAAGAUCGUACUUUUUGGAGAAAUGUCCUCUGGUCAUAAUGACCAUCGUUAUGUUUGGAGGAAAAAGGGGGUGCCUUGCAAGCCGAAGAAUACCAUCCCAACCGUGAAGCACGGGGUGGCAGCAUCAUGCUGUGGGGGUGCUUUGCUGCAGGAGGGACUGGUGCACUUCACAAAAUAGAUGGCAUCAUGAGGAAGGAAAAUUAUGUGGAUAUAUUGAAGCAACAUCUCAAGACAUCAGUCAGGAAGUUGUGGAAAAAUGGCUUAAGGACAACAAAGUCAAGGUAUUGGAGUGGCCAUCACAAAGCCCUGACCUCAAUCCUAUAGAAAAUGUGUGGACAGAACUGAAAAAGCGUGUGCGAGCAAGGAGGCCUACAAACCUAACUCAGUUACACCAGCUCUGUCAGGAGGAAUGGGCCAAAAUUCACCCAACCUAUUGUGGGAACUUGUGGAAGGCUACCCGAAACAUUUGACCCAAGUUAAACAAUUUAAAGGCAAUGCUAACAAAUACUAAUUGAGUGUAUGUUAACUUCUGACCCACUGGGAAUGUGAUGAAAGAAAUAAAAGCUGAAAUAAAUCAUUCUCUCUACUAUUAUUCUGACAUUUCACAUUCUUAAAAUAAAGUGGUGAUCCUAACUGACUUAAGACAGGGAAUUUGUCCUAGGAUUAAAUCUCAGGAAUUGUGAAAAACUGAGUUUAAAUGUAUUUGGCUAAGGUGUAUGUAAACAUUUACAUUUUAGUCAUUUAGCAGACGCUCUUAUCCAGAGCGACUUACAGUUAGUGAGUGCAUACAUUUUCAUACUGUAUAAUCCCCCGUGGGAAACGAACCCACAACCCUGGCGUUGCAAGCGCCAUGCUCUACCAACUGAGCUACAGGGGACUAAACUUCCAACUUCAAUUGUAAAUGUUAAUUCUAAUGACGUUAACUGAUGUGGCUCAUGUAAUAUAAUGUAUUUUUUGUAAUGUCAGUUGAGUUGAAUCAACAAAUCACAGCACAUAUUGAUGGGUACGCUUCACGCUUUUACUUCCUGCUUUGCUCCUAGGUUGAAGAUGGGAAGGUUAAAACAACGGCGUCUCAAUAAUGCGGAGGUUCUACCACUCUGAAUAAACCAUGGGACCAACUCAAGCAUUGUAGCUAUGGUGACUAGGCUGGUGAAAAAAAUAAUGCAUUUUAAGCUAAUGCCAGAAAACAGACAACAACCAUCUAACCAACAUCUAGGUUGAAGAUUACAAGGUUAAGACAACUGUGUUCUAAUAUCCCAUAACUCUUUGCAAUUCAUGGGACCAGUAUUGCUAGUUAGCAAUGGCACUAGUAGUUAUCAAUGGUGCUGGUCCCAUGAAUUUGUUUAUUUUUCGAAUGCUUCUGCAUGGAAUUAUUACGUGGUCUUAACGUUGUAUUUCUUUUACCUAGACUGAAGACUAGGUUAAAAAAAUACAAUCACAGAGUUACUAAACCCAGAGGCGCAACAUCGCGAGACAUCCGGGAACGCUUGAGACCAGGCCGGGAUUUGGGGUUUGAGAAGUCAAUGAGAGAAGUGAAAAUGUUUUCCUUAGUUGUUCAUUUUCUUGAAAUCUAAAGGCACAACCUAGAUUCGAGCCAAUGUCUUAAAGAUGCUCUAUGGUUGCUAAAAUUCUAAUAGUUCGCCUAAUUUCAGUUUGUGACAAAACAAGCAAGUAUAGUGUGGAGAAUCAUUGUACCAUCUAAUAUCUUUUCCACAACCACAUUUUUUUAUUUUCAGCUGUUUGAAGCUGGUGUGCAAAACCGAAAGUAAAAGAAGCAAAAGCUCAACUUAAGAACGGGAAGCAUAGAAAUAGCGCACUUAGAACAUAUCUACCUCUUCUUAAACUUCCUUUCAAUGAGAAUGACAGAUCUAUACCACACAUUUCUAUGUGAAUUUGGUCGGGUCGCCCAAAAAAGUACAUUUACGUCAUUUAGCAGACGCUCUUAUCCAGAGCGACUUACAAAUUUGUGCAUUCACCUUAUAACCAGUGGGAUAACCACUUUACAAUAUAUAUUUUUUUUUUGGGGGGGGUGGGGUAAGGGGGGGUAGAAGGAUUACUUUAUCAUAUCCCAGGUAUUCCUUAAAGAGGUGGGGUUUCAAGUGUCACCGGAAGGUGGUGAGUGACUCCGCUGUCCUGGCGUCGUGAGGGAGCUUGUUCCACCAUUGGGGUGCCAGAGCAGCGAACAGUUUUGACUGGGCUGAGCGGGAACUGUGCUUCCGCAGAGGUAGGGGGGACAGCAGGCCAGAGGUGGAUGAACGCAAUGCCCUCGUUUGGGUGUAGGGACUGAUCAGAGCCUGAAGGUACAGAGAUGCCGUUCCCCUCACAGCUCCGUAGGCAAGCACCAUGGUCUUGUAGCAGAUGCGAGCUUCAACUGGAAGCCAGUGGAGUGUGCGGAGGAGCGGGGUGACGUGAGAGAACUUGGGAAGGUUGAACACCAGACGGGCUGCGGCAUUCUGGAUGAGUUGUAGGGGUUUAAUGGCACAGGCAGGGAGCCCAGCCAACAGCGAGUUGCAGUAAUCCAGACGGGAGAUGACAAGUGCCUGGAUUAGGACCUGUGCUGCUUCCUGUGUAAGGCAGUGUCGUACUCUCUGAAUGUUGUAGAGCAUGAACCUACAGGAUCGGGUCACCGCCUUGAUGUUAGCGGAGAACGACAGGGUGUUGUCCAGGGUCACGCCAAGGCUCUUCGCACUCUGGGAGGAGGACACAACGGAGUUGUCAACCGUGAUGGCGAGAUCAUGGAACGGACAGUCCUGCCCCGGGAGGAAGAGCAGCUCCGUCUUGCCGAGGUUCAGCUUGAGGUGGUGAUCCGUCAUCCACACCGAUAUGUCUGCCAGACAUGCAGAGAUGCGAUUAGCCACCUGGUUAUCAGAAGGGGAAAAGGAGAAGAUUAGUUGUGUGUUGUCUGCGUAGCAAUGAUAGGAGAGGCCAUGUGAGGAUAUGACAGAGCCAAGUGACUUGGUGUAUAGCGAGAAUAGGAGAGGGCCUAGAACUGAGCCCUGGGGGACACCAGUGGUGAGAGCAUGUGGUGCGGAGACAGAUUCUCGCCACGCCACUUGGUAGGAGCGACCGGUCAGGUAGGACGCAAUCCAAGAGUGAGCCGCGCCGGAGAUGCCCAGCUCGGAGAGGGUGGAGAGGAGGAUCUGAUGGUUCACAGUAUCAAAGGCAGCAGACAGGUCUAGAAGGACAAGAGCAGAGGAGAGAGAGUUCGCUUUAGCAGUGCGGAGAGCCUCUGUGAGACAGAGAAGAGCAGUCUCAGUUGAAUGACCAGUCUUGAAAUCUGACUGGUUUGGUCAAGAAGGUCAUUCUCAGAGAGGUAGCAAGAGAGUUGGCUAAAGACGGCACGCUCAAGAGUUUUGGAGAGAAAAGAAAGAAGGGAUACUGGUCUGUAGUUGUUGACAUCAGAGGGAUCGAGUGUUGGUUUUUUGAGAAGGGGUGCAACUCUCGCUCUCUUGAAGACGGAAGGGACAUAGCCAGCGGUCAAGGAUGAGUUGAUGAGCGAGGUGAGGUAAGGGAGAAGGUCACCGGAGAUGGUCUGGAGAAGAGAGGAGGGGAUAGGGUCAAGCGGGCAGGUUGUUGGGCGGCCGGCCGUCACAAGUAGCAAGAUUUUAUCUGGAGAGAGAGGGGAGAAAGAAGUCAAAGCAUAGGGUAGGGCAGAUUGAGCAGGACCAGCAGUGUCAUUUGACUUAACAAACGAGGAUCGGAUGUCGUCAACCUUCUUUUCAAAAUGGUUGACGAAGUCAUCCACAGAGAGGGAGGAGGGGGGGGGAGGGGGGGAGGAGGAUUCAGCAGGGAGGAGAAGGUGGCAAAGAGCUUCCUAGGGUUAGAGGCAGAUGCUUGGAAUUUAGAGUGGUAGAAAGUGGCUUUAGCAGCAGAAACAGAUGAAGAAAAUGUAGAGAGGAGGGAGUGAAAAGAUGCCAGGUCCGCAGGGAGUCUAGUUUUCCUCUAUUUCCGCUCGGCUGCCCGGAGCCCUGUUCUGUGAGCUCGCAAUGAGUCAUCAAGCCACGGAGCAGGAGGGGAGGACCGAGCCGGCCGGGAGGAUAGGGGACAUAGAGAGUCAAAGGAUGCAAAAAGGGAGGAGAGGAGGGUUGAGGAGGCAGAAUCAGGAGAUUGGAGGGAGAAGGAUUGAGCAGAGGGAAGAGAUGAUAGGAUGGAAGAGGAGAGAGUAGCGGGAGAGAGAGAGACAUAUUGUAGCUUUAAGUAGUUGAACUUGUUAUUAGUCAAACCUCGUGAAGGUGAUAAAAUGACACGUUUACAUUUUCGUCAAAAACAACUUUAUAUUGAAGGAAUGCCAUUGAUUUGACGGCCUGCACAUGCGCAGUUCGACGCGAGACAACCGUGUUUCUACACAUGAGCUAAGUUAGCCAACGUCGCCAUGACAUCAACUACAAGUGUGACCAGGUUAUUUCUAUUGGAUAAGCAGUUUUAGCCUAUCUUCAUACUGUACUGCAUUAGAAAAAAAUUAACAUUCAUGGGACCAGCGCCAUUAAUAACUACCAGAGACGAGGAGGAUGAGAGAGGCUCAACUCGGCAGAAAAUCUGUCUCCCUCCAGUAGGUGGUGUUUUUCUGUGGUUUCUGAGGUUAAUGAGAAUGUCGAAUUUGGUCAACAUAAAAUGUAUGGCUUAUUUGCUACGUGAGGUUUAUUUGAUCGAAUAGAAGUUUCGUAAUGCUGAAGUUGUUAUGAGUGUACUGAUAUAAGUAGGACACAUGACGUCCCGGCAACGUUGAGAAAAAAACACUUUAUAUUGGAGUUGUCUCGAGAUGGCUAUGCAUAUGCAUGGCAUGAGGCUAGUAGCAUAGCAUCUCUCUCCAUUGAGUACAGGCGGUUGACAUCAACAACCCUAUUUGAAUAGUCAAAAAAGAAUUACAAUAAUGUGAUGUAUCCACCAAUACAAAGAAAGGAUAGGCGGGAGCUAGACAGCCCGCCGUGCCACUUUGUGGACAACGACUCCCAUUGAUAGGGUGGAGAGAUGCAUUUUUUCAGUAUAUCCAUAAUCUUUAUAACUACUAACGCCGUUGCUAACUAGCAUCGCUGGUCCCAUGACUUGCAAAGAGUUAUGGGAUAUUAGAACCCCGUUGUCUUACCUUGUAACCUAGAUGUUAGCUAGCUGGCUAGAUGGUUGUUGUCUUUUUUCUGGCAUUAGUUUUCACCAGCCUUAUGAUCUGCUUCAGACCGCUUGCCUUCUGCCUAGGCACCGUAGCUACAACGCUUGAGUUGGUCCCAUGGUUGACUCAGAGCGGUAGAUCCUUGUAACGCUGUUGUCUUAACCUUCCCAUCUUCAACCUAGCUUUGCUCCUAUGGGACACUCACAAUGGCUUCCAGUCCACCCAUUAUGCCAUCAUUGACUUGAUGGGGACGCCCGUUUUGUUCAUUCUAUUUCUAUGGCAGCGCCUGCAGUCAGGAGCGGCGGAGAGUAGAAAAUGUGAGUCUUUUCCUUUGCUAUGUGAACGGUUGUUACGUGACCGCGGUCAUUUGACUGGCCAAUAGCUGUCAUCCAAAAUUCCAUGACCAUCACAGCCCUACCUGCUGCCGUGUGUUAUGCCUGGUGUGUUGGAGCUAGGUCUGUGUCUGUGGUCUAGGACUGUAUGUCUGCACAGUGCUGUCAGCUGUGGUGUUUGGGGUUUGGGUGUGUAUUUAUGUGUCUUGCAUCUUCCUUUUCCUUUUCAGCGGUAGCGGCUUCGUGGAGGGCACCAAUGUGAGUGGCGUGAUCCCUCGUGACCUUUACUCCAGUUUCAGUUUCAUGACUGUGUUGGUCAGAGCUGAGAACCAGCAUGGCUCUGCCAAGUCUAAAACGGUUGAAUUCAACUCUGGCGAUAUCAGUGAGUCAGUCAGGGAUGACUCUUCUCUGUACAUUCCCUAUUCAUUCAGAGGGACAGACAUUACACUUUCAGUCACACUCUCUCUCUCUCGUGCUCUUUCUCUCCCCCCACCCACCCUCACUCUCUCUAUCUCUCUCUCUCUUUCUCUCUCUUUCUUUCCCUCUUUCUUCCACUCUCUCCCACUCUGUCCUCUCUUCCCUAUCCAUUCCUCUACCAGAAAAGCCACCCACCCCUAACAUCACUCACCAUUGUCCUCCGCCUCUGGAGAUCUACUGGACAUUGCAGUGUCAUGAUCUAGGCAGCUCUGACCCACACUGUGAGGUCCAGUAUCGCACCCAGGACCAGCAGGGCUGGACUCAGGUGAGUGAGCUGAGCAUGGCUGGGGUUUUGUUCAUUUCCCCAUACAAUGGCUGUCUACCGAUUCUCCACCCUUCUCCCCAAGUGCGCACUUGUUCACUUCCAUUCAUGGAUUUAAAAUACAAUGACUGGUAUAAGAAAUAUGUUGGAAAGUCCCUCCCGCCCACUCCUAGCCCAAACCUACACCAAUCCAAUGUGGGGAGUACUGUGCGAGUGUGCACUUCAGGAGAGAAGACUGGGUAUUUUGGGAGCGGUCGAUAUGUAAUAAUAAUAAUAAUAUAAUAAUAAUAUAAUAAAAUAUAAUAUGCCAUUUAGCAGACAAACCCAAUUAUGUUUUUUCAAUUUCAGUUGGGGAGGGUUUAGUAUUUUUUUAUUUAGUCCAGGGGAGGGUCACGCAAUAUCAAGUCAGCCUAGUGUGGUCUCAAUCAAAUGAUCCAUAGCCUAUACUAUAGGCAAUAGGCCAAGGCUAUACGAAAAGCAUGCUUCUAAGAAAAUUUACUUUCUUCCCGAGUUUAUGCGCUGCUCGGAUGGUGUAUAUAAAACUAGCCUACACUGCAUUACACACUGCAAUGGAUAGGCUAUCCCAAUCAUGAGCCCUGGACAAAAAUUGCAAUAUCUGUUCGCGCGGAGUUGGCCUGCUGAUGUCCUGUUCAGUUUGAGAGGGAGAGCUGAAGAUGAGGAGGACUGGAGGUAAACAUCAUGUUUCGUUGCCCAUAAUGAAGAUAUUUAUCAGAGUUAUUGACCUCACGAUAAGCCAUAUUCAAGACUUACAUUACUAUGAACCGGCAGCCACGGAGAUGGACAGCGCAUGGGUGCUGAAAGUAGGCUAAUUCGAGGCCUAAUUCAUUUAAACAGUUAAUUUUAAUUUGACUUUAGGCUACUAACAACAGGAGGGCUUUGUGUUGGAGCCUAUUUCUUACUUUUCAAUAAAUAAGUGGUAGGACUAACUGUUUGACAGAUGCAAUUAUAGCCAACUAUCCAUAGAUUUUGUCAGCCAAUUCAUUCAGUCACCAUGCACUCCUUAAAGAUCUCAGUGUCAGUGAAGGGCUUGGUGAGUUAAGUUAAAACCAGGGCUUGAAUUGAGAAAAUGGCUAAAAGCAUAGUCCUUGUUAGCUUAAGAUUUAGAAAAACAGUUAAUGGACCUGAUUAUAUAAAGUGAUCUGUAACAACGCUUUAGUCCGCAAUGCUAGAAACAAGCUGUAAAAUGCUGGGGAAACUCUGAUGCAUAUGGGAUAUCUUUGGUUUGUCUCUAUGACAUUCAAAGGCUGUGCUACAACCUUCUAUAGUCAAGGAGACAAAACAUGUACUUUGCUUGAGAAGUAAUGUGUGAUUCUGUCACUAUCAAUUGACGUUCCACAUUUCAACAGGCUAUUAAACAACACACUACCUCCAAAUCAGUCAGUAGCAAACCAGGUAGCCUAAGAAGGAACGAAAAUGAAUUAUUUAGGCUAUAUUAUUAUUAUUAUUAUUAUUAUUAUUAUUAAUAAUAAUAACAAGGCUAUAGCCUGCCAUUUUAAGAAAUGAAUUGUGAAGCGUUUGUGCCACGCUACAGGCUGGCAGGAGCGCUCAGCAUUUCAACAACACAUCAACAACAGCACUUCAACAACAUGACUAUACAUUUCACAUUUAGGUUGUAUAAAAUGAGAAUAAAAUAUACUUUGAAUUAAAUAAUAAAGAAAGGAAAAAUGCCUUAUUAGGCCAUACAGUCAUUUUAUACUGCCUUUUAAUUCACUUUUAGGAACACGAGUUUGGCCGGUCUUUGGUUUGAAGAUCAUGCAGUGAGCUAUGCAUGCCUAGUUUGUUAAUUUAGCCUAGCAGAUACUCUUAUAUUCCCAUGCCCUAAUCACAGUCAACACAAAUCAAUUUUGUAACAACAAUAUUAUGGAAUAAAAUAGAAUAAAUUAGAAAAUGAUAGUUUCCCAAACGAAGAAAAGAUACAAGUGCAUAUAGCCCUACCUGAUGAUAUGUGGUUGUUGAUAUUUCAGUUGUAACUGGUUCUGUUGCUCUACAUUUUUGCAGUUGAUAGACAACUUUGUCUACUUUGCCAUGUAAUGCUUAGAAAAUGAAGAACAGUUUCUAAAACUGCAUAUCUAAGGCUCUGGUCUGCCAUAGGAGUGAGGGUAAACGGUAAUCAUGUUUUCUGCUAUCCACUUUAUGUUUGAAGUAUUAGAUUUUUUGGGGACCAAUUUGUUUGUCAAAAUCAAUUUGCAGGCAGAAAAGGCCAGCUAUUUCAAAAUAUAUAUAGCUCUAUUAUCAUUUUACUUUCUAUAAGGUUUUAAAUGUGAAAGUGUAGCCUGGAGUUGUUUUUUAAUCCAAAAUAAUCCCCCAUCCCUGGGACCGCCUCUUUCCCAUCCCUGUUCUUUUGUGUGUCAUUCUUUCAUGUCCUGCUCAGGAAGACCAGCUCCUACGCAACUUCCUGCUCCUGACUCCACGGCCCUACACUGUGUAUGAGUUCCAGGUGCGCUGUGCCUGUGAGGGCCCUGAGGCCCUGAUGAGUGACUGGAGCUCAGUCUACACAGCACAGAGUUCUGAGUCAGGUCUGUCAGUGGGUGCUGAUGGGUAAUGUAGUCCUGUGGUCUCCACAGCUUGAAAAUAUGUGUGCACUUAUUCUGUGGUGAUAGAUGAUCAAACUAUUUCUCUCUCUCUCUCUCAGCGCCUGUGAAAGCAUUGGAUGUGUGGAGUGACUGUGGAGUCACCUCUGAGCUUUCUCAAUGUGCCCUUAUGUGGAAGGUAUGUUAACGCAACAUCCCAUCAUAAUAGGAAAUAUAUCAUAAUAUAUCAUAUAUACUGUACAGUACCAGUCAAAAGUUUGGACACACCUACUCAUUCUUUAUUUUUACUAUUUUCUACAUUGUAGAAUAAUAGUGAAGACAUCAAAACUAUGAAAUAACACAUAUGGAAUCAUGUAGUAACCAAAAAAGUGUUAAACAAAGAUUCUUCAAAGUAGCCACCCUUUGCCUUGAUGACAGCUUUGCAUAGUCUUGACAUUCCCUCAACCAUCUUCAUGAGGUAGUCACCUGGAAUGCAUUUCAAUUAACAGGUGUGCCUUGUUAAAAGUUAAUUUGUGGAAUUUCUUUCCUUCUUAAUGUGUGUAUAGCAAGAACAGCUCAAAUAAGCAAAGAGAAAGGACAGUCCAUCCUUACUUUAAGACAUGAAGGUCAGUCAAUCCGGAAAAUUUCAAGAACUUUGAAAGUUUCUUCAAGUGCAGUCACAACAACCAUCAAGCGCUAUGAUGAAACUAUCUCUCAUGAGGACCGCUACAGGAAAGGAAGACCCAGAGUUACCUCUGCUGCAGAGGAUAAGUUCAUUAGAGUUACCGGCCUCAGAAAUUGCAGCCCAAAUAAAUGCUUCACAGAGUUCAAGUCACAGACACAUCUCAACAUCAACUGUUCAGAGGAGACUGUGUGAAUCAGGCCUUCAUGGUCGACUUUCUGCAAAGAAACCACUACUAAAGGACACCAAUAAGAAGAAGAGACUUGCUUGGGCCAAGAAACACGAGCAAUGGACAUUAGACCAGUGGAAAUCUGUCCUUUGGUCUGAUGAGUCCAAAUUUGAGAUUUUUGGUUCCAACCGCCGUGUCUUUGUCAGACGCAGAGUAGGUGAACGGAUGAUCUCCGCAUGUGUGGUUCCCACCGUGAAGCAUGGAGGAGAGGUGUGAUGGUGUGGGGGUGCUUUGCUGGUGACACGGUCUGUGAUUUAUUUAGAAUUCAAGGCACACUUAACCAGCAUGGCUACCACAGCAUUCUGCAGCGAUACGCCAUCCCAUCUGGUUUGCGCUUAGUGGGACUAUCAUUUGUUUUUCAACAGGACAAUGACCCAACACACCUCCAGGUUGUGUAAGGGCUAUUUGACCAAGAAGGACAGUGAUGGAGUGCUGCAUCAGAUGACCUGGCCUCCACAAUCCCCCGACCUCAACCCAAUUGAGAUGGUUUGGGAUGAGUUGGACCGCAGAGUGAAGGAAAAGCAGCCAACAAGUGCUCAGCAUAUGUGGGAACUCCUUCAAGACUAUUGGAAAAGCAUUCCAGGUGAAGCUGGUUGAGCAAAUGCCAAGGGUGUGCAAAGAUGUCAUCAAGGCAAAGGGUGGCUACUUAGAAGAAUCUCAAAUAUAAAAUAUAUUUUGAUUUGUUUAACACCUUUAUGGUUACUACAUGAUUCCAUAUGUGUUAUUUCAUAGUUUUGAUGUCUUCACUAUUAUUCUACAAUGUGGAAAAUAGUAAAAAUAAAGAAAAACCCUUAAAUGAGUAGGUGUGUCCAAACUUUUGACUGGGACUGUACAUAUAUAGCAAACUCUAUACCAUAUAAUCAGGUUAGACAAGUGAUUCAUGUUUCAAAGGAUUAUGCAUUUUCUAAUCAUAAGAACUUCAAAACAUUUACAUAAUUUAGCAGGCACUCUUAUCCAGAGCGGCUUACAUAAGCAAAUAGGGUUAAGUGCCUUGCUCAAGGGCACAUCGACAGAUUUUUCACCUAGUCGGCUCAGGGAUUCAAAUCAGCAACCUUUCGGUUACUGGCCCAACGCUCUUAACCGCUAGGCUACAUGCCGCCCCAAAACACCCCCGUUCCCUACAGCCUGCUAUAACUAAUACCCCUGUCUGGUAUCUAUCCUCAGGAGAUGCCCACCUGGUUGGCUCAGGGGAAGGUGCUGGGGUACGUGGUGACAUUAUCACACAGUAAUGGGACAGUGAAGGUUGUGAACAUGUCCACGUCAGAGCUUGAUGGCCCGUGUGUCUGUCAAGAGAAGAGAUGCCGCUUCACUCCCUCUCUGCAGGGUGUAUCAGGGGUGGAUGUGUCAGUCUACAAUUCCCAGGGUGCCAGCAAACCUGCUCCCCUAGCUCUACCCACAUUAGGUAAGGGAAUGGGGUGUGAGUGUGUGUGUGUUUGUGUGUGAGAGAAAGAGAGAAAUAAAGGGAGUUGUUAAAAAGAGAGAGGGAUAAUAGAGUGAAGGUUUGUAUGUUUCUGUCUUCACAUAUUCACACGUUUUCUCUUCCGCUCAGGUCUACAGGUGCCAGAGCUAUCCUUCACUGUGAACCUGGAUAUAUUGAGCCUCAAUGUAUCCUGGUCUCUGCCACCCCAGGCCAUUGAAAACAUGCAGGAGUAUGUGGUACAGUACAAGAAGAUGGGACAUCCUCUGACAAAGGGUUUUGAUUGGAUAAAAGUACACCAAAAAAAUACAUCAAUCAUUUUAAGAGGUUUGUGUGGCUUAAAUUGAUCAAUAAUACCAUUUCUCUCUGAACAUAUUUCAAGAUCCCCGGGACCACCCAUACACAAAAAUGUAUGCACGCAUGACUGUAAGUCGCUUUGGAUAAAAGCGUCUGCUAAAUGGCAUAUUAUUAUAUUAUUAUAAGAUAUUUUGUAGUGUUUCAAAUUGGUUUCAAGAUGACAGCAUCACCUUUGUCUCUGUCUCCACCUACAGGUGACUUUGAGAAACACACUGCUUACAAUGUGUCAUUGUUUGCGGUGUUCAUCAACAGUAGCUGCCUGCUUGCAUCUACAAUUGGGUAUUCACUUCAUGGACGUAAGUAUAUUAGAGCAUGGAAAUACAAGUCUUUAUAAUGUACUUGCCAGUAUGUAAUCAGUGCAAUUAGUGCACAUGACCGAUUUUCAGUGGAGUAAACGAACUUGAAAUAUAAAGUCUUUACCUAAUGUUAAUUUGUCCGGUCUUUUAACUCCCUGUAAAACAUGAUUAUUUUUUUUAUUGUUUACAUUUGUGUUCCUUUUGUUUAUUCCUCACUCCGUUUCACCUCCAUCUUUUCUUCUCUCUAUCACUCCUCAGUCCCACCCAAAGUGCCUGUGUUCAAUGUCCAGCAAAUCGCUGACUCUGAUGUGACUUUGUCCUGGCAACACAUCUCCCUGAACCAGAGUAAGGGGCUCAUACUGCGCUAUCAGCUGGUACUAAACAACUUUACAGGUAUACAACACAAAGACAUUGGAGGACCAUCUGGGAUAAAUGAGCUAUCUUUUGUUGUUAUAUUGUUAUAAUAAAAGUACAGUGUCCACUGUUCAUUGUGUACAUUAGCAUAAAAUACAGCAUUAAAUUGUAGUAGAUUAAAUAGUAUUAAAUAUUUAAGCCUGUUCCCAGAUCUGUUUGUUCUGUCCUGCAAACUCCUAUAGUCAUUGUCACACAGACACAGCACAAACCGAUCUGGGACCAGACUAUCCACAGGCUACCGUACUGCACACUCUAGUUCCCACACAUCAGUGGCCUUGCUCACAAUCAUUCAACCUUUCCUCCAUCUGCAGUGUACAACGUGAGUGCGGACCAGAGCAGCUUCCAUCUGUUAGGACUUACACCGGGUCACCACCAGGUCUGGAUCAGGGCUGAGACUAAGGCUGGACUGGGACCCAGUGAAACCAUCAGCUUCUCCACCAAGAACAGCCAUGGUAUUCUACCACUUGUCGUUUGAUUGUGGUCCUCCUGGACUGGCCUCACUCUGCCAUGUAGUAAUUUGAUAGUGUAUAGCUGUUAUAGGUUCUCUAACAACCGUGAUGAGAUGUAUUAAGUGUUUAUGUGCCCUAACUGGUGACACUGAGGUUGUGUAUAACACUGUAAUUAUUAUUUAUUAUUAAACAACCUAGAAAUAUUAUUGUAUGUUGUGUAUAAUACUGUAUAUAACAUCACCUUUAAAACAGAAAAGGGUCCUGAAGUUCCUUAGAAAGUAAUAACAGUCUAAUAUUGAAUGCACCUUUGUGCUACAGUAUGUGAUUAUGAACAUGGAUUGCGAUCUAAUUGGUCAUUUUGCCUUCUGACCUCCCCCAUCUCUCUCCCUUUGUUGUCACAGGUUACCUCAGAUAUCUGCUGCCAUUAAUAUUAAUAUUAAUAAUGUUGCCAUUGGUCAUCAUCUUAAGGUGAGAGACUGGAUUCCCAUACUUCAACCCCAAUAGCCUAAUUCUGAUUAUUUUCUCAUUGUCUUGAACCAGGGCCAUGUUCAUUAGGGCACACUGAUACAAAAUGUUUUUAAAGGCUUUGCAACAUUUCGUGCCGACUGAACACAUACAGGGUGUGGUGCUCUCUCAUGUCUCCUUCCUCUAACCCUCUGAAAGUUCACCCAUGCCAGAAAUAGUUUACAAAAGGGGAAACGCUUGAGGAAGUGGAAAUCCGAACGGGCAGUUGAGUUGGGCUUUCAAUUGUGCCCUCCAUUCGUAACAAGUGGUCUUGAUCAAAAACAUAAAACAAACAAUAUGUUUGACCCCUUUCAACUAAAACAUACUGGAUAAUAUAUUUCUACCACUUUUAGGGUGAUAUACAAAUGGACAAGUCAAUUCAAGGAAUUGUGAACUCUUUAGGCCCUUUUGGUGUGAAGUAUGUGAAUGAUAGUGUUGUUUAUUUUCUGUAGUAUACAAAUGAAGACUUGCUUCUUGGUUCCUGAGUGGUGUUGUGAGAAAGGGCCUGACCCCAGCAACAGCAAUCUGUUCCAACAGAUGAAAUUGCAGGUGAGAUCAGAGCAGACUAUCACUAUGUGGCUGUGACUGACUGAUCUACUAUCAGUUAGUCUGAUAUUAGUUAGUCUUAUAGUAUUCUAGUUAGUGGUAGACAGAGCCCCAGGCAGAGGCCCAGUUCAUCAUGUCUUCCUGCCUGGUUUUUCUUCCUCCAGCCAUUUAGGGUUGGGAGCUAACUACCUAUAGAUAGAGAUGGUAUAUUCUUUGUAGUGUUCCAGUAAGAACCUGUUGUAAAAUAAAGAAUGUGCGUACUAUAUGAACCUAAAUAUUGAUUAUACCACAUACAGUAGCAGGGGCUGUAUUGGGCUAGUAAUAUACCAUUCCCUUGAGUUAUAUUAUCACCAGUCAGAGGCAUAACAUACAACCAUAGAGGACUAAAUGAAUGUGUCUGACUCCCUGCCUGUCGUUGCUCUAGUUUAACAGCUCCUUGACGGUGAUAUGCUCUCCUCUGGAGUCUAACCCAAAGAUCUCUGAGCUGGAGGUGGUGGAAAACCUUUUCUGGGAUGCCAAGGCCUGCCCUAGGAAAAGGUCCAGCCCUGAUGGACAGACAGAGGGGAUGUUGGGAGAGGAACGCACCCACACAAGGACUGACACAGAGGGGGAUAAGGAGGAGGUUGCUGACAAGGGUUACAGUAAAAUUAUUGACACUGACGAGGAGGAGAGGGACGGGGGAGAGUCCGGGAGCUUGUCGGGGGACGAUCAGUUUGUUUCGGACUAUGAGAAGCAUUUCAUGCCUUUG
Messenger RNA from Coregonus sp. 'balchen', 20540 nucleotides. The record is from the annotation of a GenBank genome assembly. Lineage: Eukaryota; Metazoa; Chordata; Actinopteri; Salmoniformes; Salmonidae.